CCGAUGUGUUUUAUAGAAGUGAAUAACAUGCCGCUUUUAAGGAUUAGCUAUAAUAUUGUUUCUAAUAUAUGGAUUUUUUUCUAACAAAAUUAAUUCGUAUUUCGAUUUAAUCUAAAUUGAAUAUUAAUAUAUACAAUUACGAUUAAAUAUUGCAAUUCUAAUAUCUUAUUUGGCAUUGUUUUUAGUAUGGAUGGGCCGGCGGUGUUAUCAAUGCCGCCGCUGACUCCUUCGCAAAAACCGGCUCAGUCGCCGCAGCCGCAAUCGCAUCCGAAGCAAAAUCAGGAGUUGCAGGUGGGCACCGUGUCGCUCUACGGGAUCCAUAUCGUGUCGCUGGUGAUCGAGGGCCAGGAGAGGCUGUGCCUGGCGCAGAUCAGCAACACCCUGCUGAAGCAGUUCAGCUACAACGAGAUACACAAUCGUCGGGUGGCGUUGGGCAUCACCUGCGUACAAUGCACGCCGGUGCAGCUGGAGAUACUCCGUCGUGCCGGCGCGAUGCCGGUGUCCUCGCGCAGAUGCGGCAUGAUCACUCGCAGGGAAGCGGAGCGCCUCUGCAAGUCCUUCCUCGGCGACAACGCGCCGCCCAGAUUGCCCGAAGACUUCGCGUUCUCCGUCCAUCACGAGUGCGCCUGGGGCUGCCGCGGCGCUUUCCUGCCCGCUCGUUACAAUAGCUCGCGCGCCAAGUGCAUUAAGUGCGCAUAUUGCGGCCUGUUCUUCUCGCCGAACAAGUUCAUCUUUCACUCGCAUCGCGUCAACCCGGCGGAUAAGUACGUGCAGCCGGAUGCGGCCAAUUUCAACUCGUGGCGCCGGCACAUGAAACUGUCGGGCAAUCCACCGGACGAGGUGGUGCACGCCUGGGAGGACGUGAAGGCAAUGUUCAACGGCGGCACCAGGAAACGCCUGUUGGGCAACUCAAACGGCUCCCGGGAAUCGCCGAGCCCGGCGAAGCAGCCAAGAUCCUCGCCGACCAGCACCGCACAGAUUCCCACGCUGGUGCCGACGCCGGCGCAUCCCCGAGUCCCGCCAUUUCCGGAACUACCCCUGCCGUUGUCACGCAGCCUCGUCAUGGAUUAUGUGUGGCAUCAGCAUCAGCAGGCGGCGGCGGUCGCCGCCGCUAAGACACCCGGCCCGUUCGCCUUUCCACCCUACGCUCUGCCCUGGCUGGCCAAGCGGAGUCCCGUUCUGUUUCCUGGACCGCUACCGCCGCCGAUGAGCGGCGCCAGCCCCACAGAACCCCUGAUUCCGACCGUGAAUCCAUCGUUGCAUCAAUCUGCGUUCCGUCCGGUGAUCCGCGGGCCGCCCAUUAUCGAGCCGGCGGUCAUCCCGGAGCGACCGGCGGACGCCGGCCAGAAAGAGGAGAAUUCCGACGACGAGGUCGAUAUCGAGACGACGGAGGACGAUCCGGUGACGCCGCUGAACGCGAGCCUUCAGAAUCUUCAUUCGGCCUCGAAUUCCGCCAUGAGCAGCCACAGCGGACGAAGUACAUCGCCGCAGUGCUGGAGUCCUCCGCGAGAAACGGAACGGGAGGCUGAAAAGAUCGCCGAGGAAGCCGCGGCUCUACGCGACGUGAAAACGGAAUUGCCGCCGGCGAGAAGUCCCGACAGCUGGCACAGCAAUCCUUACUAUCGGCAUCUCAACGUCUUGAAGGGGAACGAGCCGGCGGAAAGAGCGGGCUCCGAUUGCUCGGCUUGCCGUCCGCCACGCGGCAUGUUUUACGGCCAAGUCCACAGUCCGUCCGCGUCGACCAAUUAA
Messenger RNA from Linepithema humile (Argentine ant), 1749 nucleotides. It is a transcript of the gene fuss, whose product is annotated as fussel. Gene Ontology annotation, molecular function: DNA-binding transcription factor activity, RNA polymerase II-specific; SMAD binding; RNA polymerase II cis-regulatory region sequence-specific DNA binding. Lineage: Eukaryota; Metazoa; Arthropoda; Insecta; Hymenoptera; Formicidae. Gene Ontology annotation, cellular component: nucleus; transcription regulator complex. The record is from RefSeq and is a predicted model, not a curated record. Gene Ontology annotation, biological process: negative regulation of BMP signaling pathway; negative regulation of transcription by RNA polymerase II.